AUGCUGGCGCCCAACUCCUCUGCCUUCGGGCCCCCACAAGCCGCCAGCUUGAAGGUUUCGUGGAGCUGUCACGUUGGCGUUCCCUGUGGGGAAGGUGUUGGCGGAGCAGCAGCAGCAGCAACAACAGCAGCAGCAACAGACGCAGCAGCAGCAGCAGCAGCAUGGAAAGCUGUAUCUGCAGACUUUGCUGCUGAUGGAUCUUUGCUGCUGCUUGCUGCUGUCGGCGGUGCCGAGGGAAGUAAUGCGAAGCUGCUGCUGGUAGACCUGAAAACCGGAUGCGUCGCGCGGGUGUACGACUGCCCCGAAGGCGGCGUCGCAUGCGCGCUUUUUGUGGCCUUGUCAACAGCAGAGUGCCUCAUUGGAGGUGCUGAAGCAGAUGCUUGUGUGCGGCUGUGGGACUUGAACAGCAACAAACUUGUCUGCGCAUACCCUCUGCCUGCUCCUCUGAUAGGAUGUGAGGGUGUGAUGGCUCAUCCUCGUCAGCGCCUCUUUCUGGCUAGCUGCAACGACGGCACGGUUUUGCUGUUUGAUUUAAAGCAAACGCAGCCUUUGGCGGGCAUGAGUUGCAGCAAUCCGCGGCCAGCAAUUGCCUUCGACUUUGAGGGCCUCGUUUUUGCUGUCGCGCGCUCCUCUACCCACGUGCAUCUCGUGAACAGCGAGCUUACAGACCUUCAGGAGUUCUCUGCCUUUGACCUGUCCGCCUCUCUAGGACCCGGCGGCUCCAUCGCUAGUCUCUGCUUCAGCCCCAACGGAGAUGCAAUUGCUGUCUCUACACACAACCAGCAGUUGCUGCUAGUUAAUGCUUUUGAAGGCACCACAAUGGCGAAGCUGUGCGGCGCUUCUGGUGCUGGAGACCUUUCAAUUGGGGGUUUGUGCAGCCCCUCAUUCUCAUUGAACAGUUUGCUGCUCUUCUGGUCUCGGGGCUCCUCUCUCGCUGCUUUCCGCGUGCCCUCUUCAGCAGACUGCAGCGCCACGCAGCAGCAGCAGCAGCAGCAGCAGCAGCAAGAUCUUGCAGCAGACCUGCUAGUCGCAAGACACGCGGGACACGCGGAACCCAUUUCCAUCGUCAAGGCCUCCCCUACGCAUGUUCUUGUCCUUACAGGUAUGCCCUUCUAG
Molecule: messenger RNA, 1116 nt
Organism: Eimeria acervulina
Lineage: Eukaryota; Apicomplexa; Conoidasida; Eucoccidiorida; Eimeriidae
Product: WD-40 repeat-containing protein, putative
Exons: 9
Coding region: 1-1116 (371 amino acids)
Cellular component (GO): Set1C/COMPASS complex
Molecular function (GO): protein binding; chromatin binding
Source: RefSeq, a predicted model, not a curated record